AUGCGCUUCUCAGUCAUCAACAUGCUGGCGCUCGCGGGAGCGGCUGCGGGUUUCUACGUGCCAGCGGGCCAGGCGAGCGGCGUGUACGCCGUCAGCUACAACGAGGACGGCAGCGAGAACCACACGCGCCUGGGCGACGUCGACACGGCGAAAAAGGUCUUCGCCGUGCGCGGCGAGACACUGGCCAAGCGCACGGGGGCCGUGACGUGCGACCCGACCGAGGCCGUGCUCAACGGGAACGACAACGGCGCCGCGGCCACGGCGCUGGCCAACCAGUGCGGCGCCGGCGCGGCCGUCGGCGCCCGCCUCAACUACUACUCCAUCGUCGGCUGCUCUGUCGCCUACUUCUGCAACAUGAAGUCGCACCCCCAGGUGUGCACGUCCGGCAACGCCUGGGCCUCCUUCCACGACGUCAACGACCGCUGCGGCGCCAACGUCCCGGGCUGGGAGGUCUACUAUGACUCGGACGGCGACGACCGCUACGGCUACCAGUGGGUGUGCACAUACCCCGGCAGCCACUUUUGCAACGAGAACCGGCAAGCACAAGCCAUUCCCAGCACCGGUUUUGGCGAGACUAAGAUAUGUUUUCUGACACGUCCAAAUAGCUGAAUGUAGCCCGCCAACGCUUCCGCCGUUUACCUCCUGUUGGGUUUGGCUGGGCUCUCUACUUCUGCCUCGUGGAAGCGAGGCGUCCGCCGCCGGGCAUUUCGAGUUCUCGUUUUUAUUUCUGUGACUGUUGGCUCUUGUUGAAAAUCUUUGCAUGAUUACGUGCUUAACAUAGUCUCACGCGCAUUCACAGGGCAACGAAAAUUGGGGCAUUUGAUGCAGGGAGCAGCGAUGCCAAUAAGCAACUUAAAUAAAGCAAAGAAAAUAAAGCAACUGGUAAAUAAAG
Lasiosphaeria miniovina is the source of this 892-nucleotide messenger RNA. RefSeq lists its product as uncharacterized. NCBI's taxonomy places the organism in Eukaryota, Fungi, Ascomycota, Sordariomycetes, Sordariales, Lasiosphaeriaceae. Bases 1 to 609 code for a protein of 202 amino acids. The record is from RefSeq and is a predicted model, not a curated record. The transcript has 2 exons.